CCCGCCCGCCGCUGCUCGCCCUGGCGCUGACCUCGCCACCCCGCUGCAUUGUGGGAUGGCAGAGCGGAGGCGGCGGCGGGGGAUCUGAUGGCGGCGGCGGCGGCGGCGGUGGCCGCUCAGCAGCAGCUCCAUUGGAGGCGCGUGUCCUCCUCCACCGGCCCGGUGCCCCGCUCCCGCCACGGACACCGCGCUGUGGCCAUCAGGGAACUCAUGAUUAUAUUUGGGGGCGGGAACGAGGGCAUCGCCGAGGAGCUGCACGUUUACAACACGGGUGAGAACCGGGAGAGAGGGCGGGGGCCAUAGCUACACCCCAUGGGCAGAGGGCUGCGAACUACAUUUCCCAUGAGUCUCACUCUCCGUUUAGAUUGGCCGAGCAUCAUGGGAAAUGUAGUUCACUGAUAUAAGGAGUGCCAAGGAUAACUUCACUGCUAUAGGAUUUACCAAACACAGACAUUGAGGGUAGACUAGCAGUCAGGCAUAGGCAACAUUCGGCACUCCAGAUGUUUUGGACUACACCUCCCAUGAUGCUUUGCCAGCAUUAUGGGUGUAAGAGAAUCAUGGGGGAUGUAGUCCACAAUAUCUGGAGUGCCGAAUGUUGCCUACCCCUGGCACUAGCUGUAAUGGAGUUGACAUUUUUUUUUUUUUUUUUAACUAAAUCGUUAACCUCCCCCCAAUCACUCCUGUAUUUAUAAUUAUUUUCACAUUAUUUGGUGUUUUUGAUUUUACUGUUCUGUGUGUCUUCACUGACAGAUCAGACCAAAACUUGACUGUUCCCCUGUGUUUGUGUUUAUCCAUAAGGAAUGAAUAAAUAAUAAAAUGCUUUUGCAUACAUCUAGUUUCCCACCGAAGUAUUUUCUCAAUAAGCCACUGCGUUAGUAUUAUUAUUAUUAUUAUUUAUAUAACGCCAGCGUAUUCUGCAGCGCUUUAUAAUAUUAUAAAGGGGGGGGGGAGUUAACACUAGAUGCAUCAUAUACAAAAUGGUUGAUGAGGAGGACACUGCUCAAGACAGCUUACAAUCUAGAGAGUAUAUGAAGAGUAUACUGUGCACUAUCUGUGUGUAUUAAGGAUGCAAGCUGCAUGCAGUAUGUCAAUAACACAUAUCAUGGCAGUAUAGAUGGAGAUACGAUAUUGCUGAAUUGCAAUCCAAAUAGCAACAUUUAGAUUAUAAUUGCUCAACGUUACAAUACUAAGUUGUAGUUUUUGCUUAAAGGACCACUAUAGGCUCCCAGACCAGCUGAAGUGGUCUGGGUGCCAGGUCCCUCUAGUUUUAACCCUGCAGCUGAAAACCACGGCUAUGUUUGCACUGAGGGUUAAUCCAGCCUCUAGUGGCUGUCUCACUGACAGCCGCUAGAGGCGCUUCCACGAUUCUCUUUGAGUAGUGCUUUCCUAUGGGCGGUUUGAAUGCAUGCGCGUUCGGUGCUGAUGUCGGCAGGAGGAGAGGUCACCAGCGCCGGUGCUGGAGGAAGGUAAGUGGGCCCAGCAGGGGGAAGUGGGGGAACCUAAGGACUUCAUAGUGCCAGGAAAACGAGUUUGUUUUCCUGGCACUAUAGUGGUCCUUUAAAUCUUGCCAUCGAAAUUUCAAUUAUUUCUACUGGUAUUUUUAAAGUGCCACCUAUUCCGCAGGGUUAUGCACUUGGGUAAAACCAAACAGUGCAGUACAUAUAAAUCCCUAUUGUAAAUAACUACAUUUGUAAAGAGUUCAAAGUUGGGGUUCAUUAGAGUCUAUUUGUAACUAACCAUAAUUCUGAGACAAACUUCCACACUUAUGCGCAAAAUUUAUCCGUUUCUAAUUUUAUCAAGAAGGCUCCUGCAUGGCAUUGCUUUUACCCUUCAUUUUGGCCUCUCUAAUUGGUUCCAAAUGGUAUAAUCCAGUCCAGAACUUUUGUUGUAGCCCAAUUAAGUUAGAAGCUAUUAGAAAACAAAAUUCUAUUGACAUCUGGAAACAGGUAAUUUAUAUAAACUUUUCAGAAAAUGGUUGAAUAAAAAAAAAAAUAUUACAUUGAAACAAACUUCAGUGUGAAAGUUGCUUACAAUGCUGUCUAUAUUGUGAGAAGUUUAAAGGAACCACCUUUAAGGGUCCCUCCAGGUUAUUAUGGGGUCCAGGGUUCCCCACUGGAUUCACUUUAUUAUCUAAGGAUUUGCUCUUUGCCAUCAAGGAUCAAAUUCUGAACAUUUAAAGGGACACUCCAGGCACUUACACCACUUCUGCCCAUUGGAGUGGUCUGGGUGCCAACUCCCAUCACCCUUAACCCUUCAAGUGUAAUUAUUGCAGUUUUUAUAAACUGCAAUAAUUACCUUGCAGGGUUAAGUCCUCCUCUAGUGGCUGUCUACCAGACAGCCACCAGAGGGACUUCCGGCUUCUUAAAACACGAUGCACCUCCAGCGUCGCAGGAAACCCCAUAGGAAAACAUUGAAUAAUGCUGUCCUAUGGGGGCGGUCUAAUGUGCGUGAACAUUGCUGCGCAUGCGAAUUAGGUCUCCCCCGUCGGCGGGGGAGGAGCGUGGGCGGGUCCUGAUCCAGCACCGAGGGAUAUCGGCACUGGAUUCAGGUAAGUGACCGAAGGGGUUUUAAGGCAUUCAGCAACAUGGAAUGGGGCUUUCCUGGCACUGGAGAGUCUAUUUAAGUAUUUCACAUGCACAAUGCAAGCAUAUAUAUUCUGCAAUUAUGCCUCUUUCAGGAACGCAGAAUAUCUUGGUAAAUAGUUUCCUGUACUUCGUAUGGGAUUGAAUCUACAUUCUGCUAGUUUUGUUGCUAACACCAGAUUGUAUAUUCAAAGCUUGGACUUGUCACCAGUGGGGUACCUCAGGGAUCUGUACUUGGACCCAUUCUCUUUAAUAUUUUUAUUAGUGAUAUUGCAGAAGGUCUUGAUGGUAAGGUAUGUCUUUUUGCUGAUGAUACUAAGAUAUGUAACAGGGUUGAUGUUCCAGGAGGGAUAAGCCAAAUGACAAAUGAUUUAGGUAAACUAGAAAAAUGGUCAGAAUUGUGGCAACUGACAUUUAAUGUGGAUAAGUGCAAGAUAAUGCAUCUUGGACGUAAAAACCCAAGGGCAGAGUACAGAAUAUUUGAUAGAGUUCUAACCUCAACAUAUGAGGAAAGGGAUUUAGGGGUGAUUAUUUCUGAUGACUUAAAGGUAGGCAGACAAUGUAAUAGAGCAGCAGGAAAUGCUAGCAGAAUGCUUGGUUGUAUAGGGAGAGGUAUUAGCAGUAGAAAGAGGGAAGUGCUCAUGCCAUUGUACAGAACACUGGUGAGACCUCACUUGGAGUAUUGUACACAGUACUGGAGACCGUAUCUUCAGAAGGAUAUUGAUACCUUAGAGAGGGUUCAGAGAAGGGCUACUAAACUGGUUCAUGGAUUGCGGGAUAAAACUUACCAGGAAAGGUUAAAGGAUCUUAACAUGUAUAGCUUGGAGGAAAGACGAGACAGGGGGGAUAUGAUAGAAACAUUUAAAUAUAUAAAGGGAAUCAACACAGUAAAGGAGGAGACUAUAUUUAAAAGAAGAAAAACUACCACAACAAGAGGACAUAGUCUUAAAUUAGAGGGACAAAGGUUUAAAAAUAAUAUCAGGAAGUAUUACUUUACUGAGAGGGUAGUGGAUGCAUGGAAUAGCCUUCCAGCUGAAGUGGUAGAGGUUAACACAGUAAAGGAGUUUAAGCAUGCAUGGGAUAGGCAUAAGGCUAUCCUAACUAUAAGAUAAGGCUAGGGACUAAUGAAAGUUUUUAGAAAAUUGGGCAGACUAGAUGGGCCGAAUGGUUCUUAUCUGCCGUCACAUUCUAUGUUUCUAUGUUUCUAUGUUUCUAUGUGUUGAAUCCGAUAUGUAACGGCAGGGUGAUUAACAGAUGUAGUGAUUUCCAUAAUAUUUUGCCAGUCAGGACUGGUUUUAGUCUGUUUUUGACCUGGCACCCAGACCACUUCAUUAAGCUGAAGUGGUCUGGAUGCCUAGAGUGGUCCUUUAACUAUUUAGAAAAUAGAUGAGUUGAAUAAAACAUGGUGACUAAAACCUAGAAAGCAGGCUUCUGAUUUUGUACUAUUUCCUUAGUUUCUAAUUAAUUUUUUAAACAAAAGUAUUUUUGUUUGUCUACAUGGAGCUAUGUCACGUGAGUCAGUGUUUACACUAAUCCAGUAAUAAGAUGCACACUACACUUUAUGCUGCAUCGUACUUGAAUGUUUGUUUACGUAUGUUUUAGUGUUUUAUAGGCAACCUACGAGGAGAACUCCCUGCUGCUUAUUGAUAUAUAUUUAUUUGUAGAUGUCAGAUAAAAUGUACAUGUAACCUUUCAUCUAUGCAUAUGCCAGCAUAAUAUAUCUCGGUAGUGAUAACAGGUAAAAUUUCACACGUUGGUAGAUUAAGCAUGUUUUCCUUAUGAAAACCAAUUCAGAUUUUAGCUGGUUGCAGUCCUUGCUAUAUUGUCUAUAAAUAAUCAAUGGUGUACUUUACUUCUGUUUUAGUGACAAACCAGUGGUUUUUGCCAGCUGUAAGAGGUGAUAUUCCCCCGGGUAGUGCUGCUCAUGGAUUUGUUUGUGAUGGAACCAGAAUCUUGGUGUUUGGAGGAAUGGUGGAAUAUGGAAGAUACAGCAAUGAACUGUAUGAAUUACAGGUACAGUUUGUUAAAUAACCAUAUACCCUGACUGGUGUAUUUACCUGAUCGUCAAUAUUCGUUCUUGCGAUGUUAUGCUUGUCUAUAUCAAUGUCGAGGCUCUUUAUGGGUUGUUUCAAAGUUUGUCUGCCGCAUAUAGUUUAAAGGGACAAGGCAAGUACAAUUACUAACGAUGUUCCUUGCAUAGAUUCUGGUUCUGUCGCUGCACCUAUACACUUGGCACCCUGCUCUGUUACUGGCUGUAAGCAUUCUAACUAGAUUUCCAUGAGAGAAUCUGUGCUGUGGCUGCAAAAAGCUUUAUUUUUGGAAAAUCGUAAAUGAAGUUAGUUGCUUGAGGUUUCAUUUUUUUUUUAAGCUUGCAGAGAUGUUUCAUUAAAGUACUGAUGAUUCUGAACUACUUAUCCUCUAACACAGGCUUCCCCAAACUCCUCCAGAUGUUGCUGAACUAUAACUCCCAUGAUUCUCAGCCCAUCUAUUUCAUUCAUAGAAUCAUGGGAGGUGUAGUUCAGCAACAUCUGGAGGAUCGGAGUUUGGGGAAGCCUGCUCUAACAUUUAACAGGGCAGAAGAAUAAUGUUAAAGGAACACUCCAAGCAUCAAAACCAGUGCAACAUACUGUAGCAGUUAUGGUGUGCCCCCCAAUGUAAGUCGUCAAACUGCCGCACGUUCUCUACAUAAACUAAACCGUAUGGAGCAGGGCUUAGCUCAUAAGCUUUUGGCUCUACCAGAAGAGGAGAGGCCAGGAAUAGCACCCGCUGGGCUCUAGGUAAGAGAUCAAAUCUGUAGCAGAUCGUUUGACAACUACACUCUAGUGGUUAUGGUGUUUGGAGUGUUCCUUUAAUGGAAGGGUAAUUAAGUUUGCCAAUUAGGCUAAUGCACAGUUAUUUGAGAAUGACAGAUUGACUUUAGGUUGAAUUGUUUCUUUUUUAGGCAAGCCGCUGGCUCUGGAAAAAGCUAAAGCCUCAGGCUCCAUCCAAUGGAUCCCCACCCUGUCCUCGGCUCGGUCACAGCCUUUCUCUCCACGGCAAUAAAUGUUACUUGUUUGGUGGUCUUGCUAAUGAAAGUGAAGAUACCAACAAUAAUAUUCCCAGGUAAUAUUACUGUGUGUAGAAGAGCAGUGACCAGUGCAACAGUAGCUAUUCUGGAGCAAAGUGCUAAAUGCAUAGCAGUCACCAAGGAAACCAGUUGAAAGAUGUCUGCUUGCUCCACAUUGAGUUACUUUGCUUAGAAUUGCUCUUUUCACAUAUCACAUGUGAGGAGAGGGAGAGCUCUGAGCACCACUUACUUGUAGGUAGCAAAAAAAAGAAAUUAAACCAGAACAUUACAAAUUCAUUCUGACAAUGUAUUUGAGUAAAUCCUUAUUAUUGCCAGCUAAUACAAUGCAUAGAUGAAAAUACAGUUACUUUAGGAACAGCCUAGUCAUAUUUAGCCUUAAUCAAGAAAUGUAUUCUUGUCAUCUUCCGUCUUGGUCAGAGGUUCUCUUCUAAAAACACAAUGCUUAAAAAAUGCUGAUGGCGGACCCCUCCAAGACUACGUAAAACAAGGGGAUUUAAAAAAUUUACGGCAUUAAAUUUAUUAACAGUUCGUUGCCUUCUUCCUUUGGACCUUUUCAUAUAAUCUUAUUAGAGUACUAAACUUUCCACAGGUAGUUCAAACACAGGGCCAAUUCCACCAACUGUAUCUUCUGCUUACACUUUCAAAAUCAGUAGCAGGCAGACUUAUCUAGUGCAAACACACACACAAUAAAAUGUUGUAGACUAGCAACUCUGCGCUGCAGGUCCCGCGGAAGCUAAACAUUAACAUAUAGCAGUGCUAUAAUAAGAAAGGAGAAUGUAUGAUGCUAACAUAGUCACAUAUGCUUAAUAUGCACAAAGUAAAUAGUAUGUAUAAAGAGAAAUGGGAAAACUGGGCUCUAAAUCUGGAGCAAGCUGAACAAGCAAUCCUCAGUUUCCAUGGUGACUGAUAUGCUUUUAGAAACUGCCCACAAUUACGGUUUACACUCUACAGUUUGAUACUUGGAAAUAAGACACUACUUUCAGCUGCCAUUAGAUGUAAAUCAGGAUAAUUAUUAAUUCUCAGAAGCUAGUUAUGAUUCUCGUGCAAGUGUGGACACGUCACUGUUUAAGGAUGUUUCUCUAAUACUGGCAAUAACCACUGAAAAAUUACAAACUAGUGGUAUUUAACCUAUUUUUCGGUAAGCUGUUCCUCAAGCUGAUAUCUAGUCCUGUGGGCAUCGUUACCCUAUUAUAAAAAUUACAGCAGAUGAGGUUUCCAAUGAGAUGAUCCAGUAGAACUAGCAAAAACAUGAUUGGUUAGUUGGGCAACAAUGAGUGAACAGGGCCACCAGCUCUAUGUGAUGGAUAAGAGUUUCAGCAGAUUAACAUUUGACAUACCUAUUUUUGCAAAACUGUCAGUGUAAGCUUGUAUGCCUAACUAUGCACUUCAAAAAUAAAGAAUGUAAAAACAAAAAGCGUGUCAGCAGGUGAGAUUAAAAAUAUGCACUUGUCAGGAGCUCUUAUUUAAUUUGUAAUUUAUGGAGGUUGUUGGUUUAGUGUAGCUUUAAAUAUUGGUGUUCAAACUAUUGUGGCAAUUUAAAAUCUGUUUUCUUUAAUAUUCCAGGUACCUUAAUGAUUUUUACGAGCUCGAGUUAUGUCCAGGAACUGGGGUUGUUGGUUGGAAUCUUCCACUGAUGAAGGGGACACUGCCAUCUCCGAGAGAGUCCCAUUCUGCAGUCGUGUAUAGCAGAAAAGAUACAAGGAAACCAAAACUCUAUAUCUUUGGAGGAAUGUCUGGGAGUCGAUUAGAUGACCUUUGGGAGCUUGACAUCGGUAACAUUUUCCUUUUUAAUUUAAUAUAAAAACUAUUUCUUAAACCUGCAGCCUCAAAUAUGUUUAAAUAAAGAAAGAGAGAGAAGAGGUUUGUCCACUAAACCUAGAAUUGUAAAAUAUCAACAAUUUCAGUUUUGAGCCCUGAUAGCAGAAAUGAUCACUUGCUGACAUUGCCACUUGGUGUGCGGUGGCAGAGGGGUGCAUUCCCUUGAGAUAUACUUACCUGAUGGGCGUCACAAUCUUAUUUCUUCCAGUCCUGGUGCUUCUGCCAGGAGCUUAUGUCAGUGCUGCACUCACACUCAAGCACAAAUAAGAAUAGACUAUAGUGGGAUGAUAUAAAAACUCCCCUAUUUUUUUGCGAAUCAUGCAGUGCAAUAGUGUGCAUCUUAGUUUUCAUCUGUAUACAGGGUUUUUCAUACAUAUCUUCAUAUUUAACAUUUAAUAGGUUACUCUUUUAUCCAACCAUUAUUGCUCCAAUUAUAACUGCUCCGGAACCUUCAACCAUUUACACUAGUGGUUUUAAGUCAUUUUGGUUACACAUAUAUAGUAAACUGUGAAUCUGCAGUGAAAAAGCAGUUCCAUUCAUAUUAAGUUUGUGUGGAUAAACUAGUUAUCCCGCUAAUACCUGCUAUGUUGUGAGUUUCUUUCUGAUGCAGCAGAAUCUGAGUGUAGCUGCAAUUUUUUUAAUGCAUUGUCUCUAUAAUGCAUUAAAAUAGGGAGUUAUUUUACCAUGUAAUUUCCUUUAAAAGAAACAUCUAAUGAAGUACAACUCUUUUUUAUAAAUUUGGUGAAUCUAAUGAAGUCAUGUACAUUGUGAUUGAAGUAAAUUCAUAACUUACUAAGGAACUUUGACUGAUUCCCAAGUCAUGUCCUGAAACUGAAUUUUGAUGACCACAGCUGGGAUCCUGGUGAAGUAUCCUGUUAGCUUUCUGAUGCAAACUGCACGGCUCAUGCUGCCUUAGAAAAUAAACUCCAUCUUAAUGGCUUAUAUUCCCUCUUAUUUAAAGUUAGAUUGUUUCCAACUGAAGAGACUGUUCCUGAAAUUGUUCCAUCUCUUUAGUGGGUGCUUGUGACUGGUUCACAAUCCUGACUGUAAAUUAAAAAACAAAAACACAUGCUACUUUCCAUGAAGUAGAAUUUCUUAACCCCCGUUCUUAUCAAAACAAAAUGUAAACAAAACUUGGAAUUUGCGCUAUAUAUCUGUUCAACCGUAAUUCACCUCUUUCAUAUUAAGUGCACCCACACUUAUUAUAUAUAAUUUUAUUCAGGAGAAACAGGGCUUUAAUUUCACAUGAACUAUUCAUAUAUGAAACAUAAUUUAUUAUGAAUAAAAUAAAUUGUGAGAAAUUAUUUUUUUUAAUUUGUAGUUCCGCCUCACAUUCUGGCUGUAAAUGUCAUAAUACUGUUAGCUUUUACUGCAAAAAGAGCACAUAUUUGGAUUCAGCAAAGUCUCACAAGUACUACAGUAGCCCCCAUUAACAGUUUUUACGGUGUUUGGAAAGUUACAGGGUUAAAUAUAGCACAUUGCAUUUUUCAGGUUUUUCACAUUGAAAUUUGCUAGAUUAGUAAUGUUACCUUUGAGAGCGUAUGGUAGCCCAGGAAUGAGAUUUACCCCCAUGAUGGCAUACCAUUUGCAAAAGUAGACUACCCAAGGUAUUGCAAGUGGGGUAUGUCCAGUCUUUUGUAGUAGAAACUUAAUCUCAAAUACUGGCAAUAGUUAGCGUUCAUAUUUGUUUUUGUGUGAAAAAAGCAAAAAACAAAUAUUUGGCCAGUGUUUGUGACUAAGUGGCUACUAAAAAUGACUGGACAUAUACCCCAUUUGCAAUACCUUGGGUUGUCUACUUUUGCAAAUGGUAUGCCAUCAUGGGGGUAAAUCUCAUUACUGGGCUACUAUAUGGUCUCAAAAAGCAACAUCGCCAAUCUGGCAAAUUUCAAUGUGAAAAAAAUGAAAUGCAAGCCUUAUAUUUGACUCUCUAACUUUCCAGAUCAUCAUAAAAACUUUACAUGGGGGUACUGUUAUACUUGAGAGACUUCACUGAACACAAAAAUAAGUGUUUUAAAACAGUAAAAUAUCUUACAACAAUAAUAUAGUCAAUAAAAGUUUUGUUCGUGUGUGAAAAAUGCAAAAAAGUCACUUUUACUAAAAAUAUCAUUGUUGUAAUAAAAGUUGCCAUUUUGAAACACUAAUGUUUGUGUUCAGCGAAGUCUCCUGAGUAAAACAGUACCCCCCAUGUACAGGUUUUAUGGUGUCUUGGAAAGUAACAGGGUUAAAUAGAGUGCUUGCAAUUCAAAUUCUCUGCACUUUCUGCCUGGGUUGUAGGACAUGUCAAUCAAAUUUUAAUUAAUUGAGUCACGUUCUAUGCCGCGGCAACGGCUUUAAAGACCAUUAUGAUGGGGACGGAAUAGUACGCCGUAACCGCGUUAAGGGGUAAAACAAAUUUUGAGAGUUACAUGUUUCUCACUGGAUUAAUUAUUUCUUUUUUAAAUUAAAUUUUUUUUUUUUUUCAUGUGUUUUUAGAGACAAUGACAUGGACAAGUUCAGAAGUUAAAGGUCCAGUACCUUUGCCUCGAAGUCUUCACACAGCCAAUGUUAUAGGAAAUAAGUAUGUAUUGUUAUUGAUAAGUGUACUUAAAGGAACACUCCAAGCACCGUGACAGUACUAGGAGUUCCCUGGAGCUCCCCAGAGUAUGUAGGCAAACCAUAUAAGAAGAGUUUGACAACUUACCUGGAGUCUUUCAGACACCCGCUACUGCUGCUGACAGAAGGGGAACUGACAAAAAGGAGCUUCUAUCUGCAGAGGAGGCGGCGGGACCCUGGUAGGUUGUCAAGCCGUUCUUAAAAUUAUUUGAUUAGCUACUCUGUGUGCCAAGGCAAUCCCGGCACUAUACCCACCAGAGCUGGCUGCAAUGGUUAUGGUGCUUGAAGUGUUAAUUUAAAGAUAAUUUUAGUCUACUAUAUUUUCCUGCGUAAACCAAAGGAGGCACUCUUUCCCAAAUCCCUAUGUAUAUUUAAACAAAUGGAGGUUAGUUACUCCACUGGCCAUUAGAGGGAAUGCCUACCUGCCACGUCAAGGCUAACCUCUUAGGUGGGUCUUACACUAACCUUAGUCAUAAGACUAACCUUAGUUAGUGUAGGACCCACCUAAGAGGUUUGCCUUGACGUGGCAGGUAGGCAUUCCCUCUAAUGGCCAGUGGAGUAACUAACCUCCAUUUGUUUAAAUAUACAUAGGGAUUUGGGAAAGAGUGCAAGUAACUUUUUUUGGGGGGGGUUUUUACUGUAUGUAUUGGGGCUGUUGUGUACUAUGGUCGUUGCUGCUGCCCAAGAGUUGUGGGAGUUUGAGCGCAGGACUUGUUUUUGUAUUUAUAUUUUACUGUGUGCUGUGGUUAUUUUAUGCUCUGCACUGAAAUUCUUAUUGCUUUUUUUUUUAAUCUGUAAUUUCUUGCCUUAUUCCUUUCAUAAUGUACAGCCUAGCACUGUAAUGUUCAGUUUAUCUAGACAUGUGUAUUGUGUUUUUAAACAAUUGAUAGGGCUCUCUCUCUCUUGUGUAAAUAUAUGUAUGUGUUUCUAUAUCUAUCUAUAGUAUAGUGUGAAUUGAGAGAUUGCCUUUAAUAAUUUAUACCAAACAGUAAAGAUAAUACAAAUAUAACAAAAUAUAUGUCUAGUGAUUUUGAACUGGUCCUGAAAGACUUAUGUGGGUUUUUUUUUUUUUUUUUCGAAGGAGAUUGGGGUAUAGGGUGGUGCUGCAUUCACCUCUGUCACUCAUGAUCACUAGUUGUUACUUUCAGACUUGGGCAUUUACUUUUUUUUUCUGUUUGUUAACAAAGUUGACAGAAAUAUCAUAAGUAAUAUAAUGUUAGUGAUUGGUGUUUUUUUCAGAAUGUAUGUGUUUGGUGGCUGGACUCCACACACCAUACAGAGUGACCUCUCACCUCAAGAAAGCCAGUGGAAAUGCACAAACUCCUUUUCAUACCUUGAUUUAGGUUAGUGAUUAAACCUUUCCUUCUUACUUUAGUCCUAUAUUGUAAAUCAUGGCUUGGCAACACUUGGAAAUCCAGAUGUUGUGAACAUCUGGAGUUCAAAAAUGCUGCCUACCACUGUUGUAGAUCAUCAUGACAUUUAUAUUUCAAGAUAAUUGGAAGUGUAAGUCUUCCUCAACUCUAAGUCCGGUCUAAAUCUCACUAAUGGAAGAUGAUCUGUCAAGGAAACUAUUUAUUGUACAAGUAAGUACAUGCUUAGCAAUACUGAAAGAGGAGUAUCAACUUAAUAAUCAGAUGACUUCUACUAUUUACAUCAGGGGUAGUCAACCUGAUCCCUAACGCACAUUAGUGUGCUGUUUGGGAUUUCAGAUGAGCGAUGGUGGUUUCUGCAAAAAACGUCCAGUGGGCCUCAAUAGCCGUGAACCAUGGCCGGCAGGGGAGAUCCUAGCUGUAAGCCCUCUCGGCGCGUGGGCGCUUGACGCACCCUUUGCGGGCGCUUGACACACCCUUCGCGCACGCGGGAGCUGCACCCUUCACUCACAGACUCACACAUAGAAAAAAAAUUUUUUUUUUAAUUUGUUAAAAACCUCCUGCUAAAAAUAAAAAUUUCAAAAUUACACUUGCGCUAUUAAAUUACUUACUGCAGCACUGGUUGGUGGGCGGUAAGGAAAUUUUACCACCAACAAAGAUACAAAAGUGGGCGGUAGGUAUUAAAAAGUUGACCACCCCUGAUUUACAUAGGUUUUUUUUGGUCUUUUUCAAGUGUAAUUGUAACCAGAAUUUUUCUUUACAUAGACUAGGUUCAAACGAUAUAGAUAUAUAGAAUAAAUCACUUAGCUGAGUAGAUUAGCUUUAAACACUCAACUUGUAUUGGCCUACUUUUAACUAACAAAUGGGCAAAGUGUCAUUCUAAAUUGUUUUUUACAACUCCGACAAAAGGAAACCUUUGGGUUCUAAACUUACUCCAUGCAAAUCAUAAUGAGAUCCCUUCAUUAUGAAAAUGAACAGUUCCUUUUCUAGCAGUAGUUGGACCUAAUACUUAUUUGUGACGAUUGCAAUAUCAAAUAUCUGUAUUUUGAGAUACUUUCCAUAGUUUGCAAGCUGGAUCAGCAAGCCUUGUAAUUCAGUUUUACAUUUUCAUUGUUCUGUUAUUUCAGUAUAUAUUGAAUAACUUUCAUGGCACAUGCUUCAUACAUUGUAUGCUUUUCAAUUCAACAGACACGCAUGAGUGGACUACAUUAUCGCCAGAUUAUGCUGAAGACAAGAAGAACUGGCCAAGACCUAGAGCUGGACAUUGUGCUGUGACAAUUGGAAAACGCCUCUACAUCUGGAGUGGAAGGGAUGGGUAUAAGAAGGCUUGGAAUUAUCAAGUUUGCUGUAAAGAUCUGUGGUAUAUCGACACAGGUAGGUGGAGACAUUUACCUUCCUCCUCCUCUUUCUUCAUGUCUCUAUAAUUUUGUAAAAUGUAGUGAUUAUUUUUUUUCCUGUCCUUUUUACUUUACUUUACUUCCAUGGUUGAGUGUUAGGUAAUCCGUUUUUUCUUUGAUAUUUAAUUAACUAUUUGUAAAACUUGUAAAUCGAACAAUUGGCAAAUAGCAUAUAUUUUCUAUCCCUGGGCUACAUGAUACUGUCGUACAUAUGAUGAAGCAGUCAGUGGGGAUGUGGCGGUAGAGUGAUUUCCCCCCCCCCCCUUCUCUUUAAAUGUAAAUAUUUUAGACAUAUGACAUAUGCAAUGUAAUUUAGUAAAUUGGAGUAAUGUGAUACACAGUGUGGAGUAAACAAAGUUCCGCUGUACACAAAAUCCUGGUAUGGCUCAAAUUGUUAGAUAUUAGACUUGUGGUUUUAAGCAAAACACUUAUACAAGAAAUCUGAAUGUAAAGCUGUUUCGGUGUUAUCUCUUUUCAGAGAAGCCUCCAACUCCUUCUCAAGUUCAGCUGGUCCGUGCCACCACAAACUCGUUUCAUGUUAAAUGGAAUGAGAUUCCAACAGUUGAAGGAUACCUUUUGCAGUUAAAUCCCGAGGCUGCGACUUUAGCUGCUACAGGAACGCCUGCUCCCAUUAGUGAAAUAUCUGCACUUCGCUCUCAAGGCAGCAUAUCGCCUGCUGAACAUCCUUCCCCAUUACAUGUGCUUCAAGGUAAUCUGUGAUGACUGAUAGCCCUCCUCCUUUUUAAAUUUUUUAUGUAAUAGUGGAUUUAUUGCAUGUAGAAUUUCCAUUUGAAUAGAUUGGAAAAACGAGAGGGUACUUUUUGAAGUAGUUAAAAUGAAGGAGAUGUGGGAUUUACUUGAUAUAACUUCAUCGGUGAAGGCGUCUUGGGCGGUUAUGUAAUGUAAACUUGUUCCGAACGCACCCUACUUCAAGAGUGUGCGUGAUGUAGUUGUGGUGGUGAAAGGGUUAAAGUUCACGAUUUGUCUGCACUAGACCGGAAAUAAUGAUAAAAUCCCACUCAACACCACCCACACUUAAGCAUAAUAUUAUAAAUAUUACUGUUUUAAUGCUGCCACCACCAAGGCAAUUUAUAAAUGAGGUGCCUUGGUCCCCUAGGUAACUUAAUAAUACAACCAAAUACAACUUAGCACAAUAUUUAAGCAAUUGCAAAACACUAAGUCUCUUCAGGUAACGUGAUUCUUUACCAAAGGCAGAACUUAAUAAAGGAAUAUUUAUUAUGAGCAAAACAAUGUCACAGUGCAUACAAAAAUAUAGAUGACAAUCAAAUUAGUUACACCAACAACAGAUAAAACCAAAAGUGAUAAAAUAACAGAAGUCCUAAUCACUUACUCAGGUUUCAAAGUAAAACUUCUGCCCAGGGGAUCACUGGGAAGGUAAAUGGUGACUCACUCACAAUUAGAUUCUGGCCCCCAAGCAAGUCCAAUACACACUUCAGUAUCAUUAGAUAUAGUAUCAUUAGAUAUAUACCCUGUGGAUUACUAAUCCUCGCCCAUAGAUGAAGAUAAGGCGUACAUAUAUUAACUGCAAGUGACAACCCCCUUGUGUUCCAGACCAACAUCAAUCCAAAUGGAAACAUUUGGUUCUAUCUCCUCUUAUGUACUUGCCACAGAAAUGAUAAUUGCAUCUAUUAAUUUACCAUUUUUCCAUUCCAUAGAUAUGUUACACUCCUUACUCGUGACCCAAUAUAGCGGACAUCACAAUCCCUUCCCUUAUGUUUAAGUUACGCAAAUCAUGUUUGGGCUUGAUUAGAAGAUUGUGCUUGUUCCAUUUAAAGAUAAUAAAAAGUAGGCUUGAUUAUUAAUCUGUGGGUAAGUAUUAAUGUUUCUUUUGGAUAUGAUACUGGAACACAAGGCUAAUGGUCAUUAACAUAUCAAAGGGCUCCCUAUCUAAGACGGAAUCCAGACAUAUAGCAAAUUAGAAAGUCAGUUUAUAUUUAAACCAGACUUCCAGGCCACUUAUUUGUGACUUCUCACACCUUGCAGUACCUUUGAUUAAUCAAAGGAUCAAUUAAUUAUGCAAUCUUGGCGUGACAAAACUAUGUUCAGGACUUUGUAUAACAUAAAGUUUAAAUAAUAUAAUACAGAUCUGAGCACUUGGUAUAAAUUAUUUGAAUAAAUGAUUUAUUUAGACUCCAAAAAAAAAAAUAAAAAAAAAAAAUAUAUAUAUAUAUAUUUAUAUUUAUAUAUAUAUAUAUAUAUUUAUAUUUAAGGAUUGUACAUUUACUAAAUUCCAUUUGGGUAAGCAAUAGAUAACUUCCCAUAUUUCCAGUUAGAGUGUCUGCAUAUUUUAAUAAUUAUAACAGUGAAUGUGUAUGCAGCUCAUGUUAUUUUUGUGUUUGUUCACCAGGCAAUGACAGUCAUGUUUUUCCUGGACUCGGAGUGGAUAUUUGUGACCAAAAUAGCCAGAACAACCUAGCUGCUCCGGUAAGAAAAUAUGCACUGUCUUAUUUUGAAUGCUGCAUCUGUACAUGAAAUAAUAGCCAGAAUCUGUCAGGAAGUCACCCCUACAGCUGACUUUCAGUUUUGAUAAGCACAGUUUCUGGUACUUUUUUUUUUUUUUAGAUCUGAUGAAGAGCCCGGGGUUAUAUCUGUACUGUAUUUUGUGUCACGGCAAAAGCCACAUGAAAAUAGGUCACAGGAGUAAGAUUGUGGUGACCGUUUGUGUCAGACAUAGUUAGAAAUGAGAGCUGGGUAGGAUUGAAUGUAAUGUUUACGUGUAAAUAUCUAAUUGUCAUCGAGAAAAUAUUUGGGAAAGAUUUAUUUUAAAAAAAGACACUGCAGUAUAAAGAUAUUGUCUGAUUCUCUUGAUUAACUGAACAUCAGGAUUACACAUGCAAAGGCCGAUUUUUAUUCAUACUCUACCAUGGAGGCAUUAAUAGUCGUGCUAAAUAGACGUGAGCAGCAUGUAACAUUGUGACAUCUAUUCAAUUGGCUUUACAUCAGCCGAAUGCCCUUUGGUUGUCAAAUAUUCAGUUGCUCCAACUAAAUGUAACCCAUUUGACUAUUGACAAAAGGUAAAUCUGGUUAUUUUAAAGGGACACGCCAGUGCCAGGAAAACAAAGCGUUUUCCUGGCACUGCAGGUACCCUCUCCCUCCCACCACCCAUCCCAUGUUGCUGAAGGGGUGAAAACCCCUUCAGUCACUUACCCGAGUUCCCCGCCGAUGUACCUCAGCGGUGGUUUCGGGUCUGCCCAUGCUCCUCCCCUGCAGAUGUCAUCUGGCGGGGGAGACCGAUCGCGCAUGUGCAGUCGCCGGCAGGGGAGACUUAUGGCGCAUGCGCGGCAAUGCUGCACGCGCAUUAGAUCUCUCCAUAGGAAAGCAUUGAAAAUGCUUUCCUUUGGGGAAUUGAGCGACGCUGGAGGUCCUCACACAGCGUGAGGACGUCCAGCGACGCUCUAGCACAGAAAACCUGUGCUAGAAACCAGGAAGUGCCCUCUAGUGGCUGUCUAGUAGUUUAUGAAAACUGCAAUAUUUACAGCUGCAGGGUUAAGGGUAGUGGGAGUUGGUACACAGACCACUCCAAUGGGCUGAAGUGUUCUGGGUGCCUGGAGUGUCCCUUUAAUCAAAUGCACUUUGUUUGGCUAACUGUUAAAAUCGGCUUAAUCUUUAUAUGAGUUUGCUAAUUCAGCUAUUCAUAAACAGCCAGAAUGCAUCCUGACCAAUUAAUGUGGUCCACUUUCUCAGAUGCCAACCCAUUCCAUCUCAAUAUGGAAAAUUGGAAAUAUGGAAAAAAUAACUUUAACCUUUUGGGGGGAGAUUUAUAUAGGUACAAAUAGAUGCCAUCCUGGGACAAAGUGCUAAAUAAGCAACAGUCACCAAGGAAACCAGUGUCUCUCAGAAUUUAGCACUUUGCAUCCAAAUUUGCACUUGUUUUCCCAUGAUAAAUCUUCCUAUGGUGUAAAAGUAUGUUGAACAAAGCUGUUGUAUCAUUCCCGGAGUUGAUAUUUAAUUCUUAUUAACCUUAAGAAGGACACACAGCCCAUCAACUAGUGGGUGUAAACGUGCCGGAUGUGGCAGCUGUCACUGUCUAAUUUUGUGUGUGUCCAAUCUGGAGAAUGACUUCAUCACUUGAAGCUUUAAGUGAGUAGUAAAGAUUGUAUCCCCUUUCUGGCCAAUUCUUUAUUUAGUAAAAAAAAAAACCUGGUUUGUAAUGCUAUUUUAUAUAUUGCUUACUUGUUUACAUUUACUGAUGUUUGUAAAUAAUCAUCUGUUUGUUCAUGUAUUGUGCUGGCAGUUCUCUACAUUUUUUAAUAGGUUACCAUACAGCAAGAUUAGCUGUGUAAUCACAAGAAGUGUGUUAUCUUGUAUGGUCUGUUUAAUUAUGAAUGCCUGUGUAGAAAGUGUGCGAGUUCUUGUUUUAUAAAAUAAAUCUAUUCUAUAUCUAUAAUCUAUCUUUGUAUCCUCACGUUUUUAUCCAUAGUUGGUGUUCACCUCCAGUCUCCUCACUCAAGGUGCUCUUUUCUUCCUAAUUUCAGUCGAUCUUCUUUGUUUUGUUUUCCAGGACUCAAAUGAGUCCCUUACUCCCCUUGCCAGAUAUGUCAAUGGUCAGUACAGGACACCAGCCAUUCUUUAAAGGCUCGUCUUUGCAGGAAGGUAACUCUCCUGGAUUAAGUGUCUUCUCUGUAAACUCCAUAUGUCCCAUCUUGGACUUGGGUUGAAGUAGUGCUUCACCUCAAACGGACAUCAUAGGCUGGUUCCUGUCAACUAAAGACUCUUCAUUUUGGAAGAUUGUUUCCCUACUCUAUUGUUCACUAUCCCAGGUUUAAUUUACCUUGUGAUCUCUCCCUUUCAUUCACAUGAUGCUAUAGAAAACUAAAUUAAUUUGAGUAUUUCUUUUUGUUCGUUACCCCUUGACCCAAUUAAUGUUAACUUUCCUUGUUACCGUCUGAUAGGCUUAAAUGGAGGAGGUGUUUGGUUUUGAAGCUCUUUCCUUUCCUGACAAGAUAGGAUGAAUUAAUCUUACUGUCCUCAUAGGAAUUCAAGGAAAAUAAAAAUCCAGUUUUGAUUUCUUAUUGCAAAUACAUUUUUAUUAGGAAUGCCAGACAUUGUCAAACACACUGAUGGCAUAAAGCCAUGACUUUAAGCAUCACGAGAAAUUAAGCAAAAUCAUAACGUUCGUUAUUACUGUUUUGAUUUCUUUAAAAUCUGUGUCUGCUCAUGCGGUCUUAUCCCAACAAAUAAUGCAGAUUUGUAUUCGAACGUUGAAGUAUAUGAUAGAUUGUUCUUCUGUUUCCCUCCUUCAGAAUUCAUCAGAUGCAAUUGCAGACCAAGUUAUUGUAGACACAAAAGUAACGACUGAGAAGCAAGCACCAUCUGGUGGAGCCGUGGAGCUAAAUGGCAAGUUGCAAGAGUCGGUUGAGACCAAAUCAGUCGGUAAGGAAAUCACCCCAGAAACCAAAGGCACGUUUUGCAAAGUACAGUUUUAUAUAUAUAUAUACCGUACUACUAGAAUCUAGUGCACACCUCAAUUUUUGAUACCUGGAAGCUGAAAAAUGUUUUUUUGUUUGUGAAGAGACUACUAUAAAACAUUGUGCUACUAUGAAAAUGUUUAUUGCCAUAUACCAUAGUAACAUUGAUGGUAUUUCAAUUUUAAUGUUAGAUGUUUAGUCUAUUCUUUCUUAAGCCCUCUUUUGGGAAUGAAAUUUGUCUGUGUGAAUUCGCCGGAAUGGAAUUCAUCUGUUUGAGUUCGCUAGUUUUAAUUCGCCUGCGAGAAUUUGCCAGAAUACAAUUUGCCGAGACUUUCGAAUUUUGCCCCAAAUGUAAUGCGCCAUUCUAAUUGUCUAAUAAGUAUUCUAAAUUUUGGAAACUUUAUUUUACAAAAAAAGGUGCACAUUAGAUUUGAGGAAAUACAGUGUAUUGUAUUGGAAUUACAUAGCACUAAAACCAAUGAUGAGGAAGGGGCAUCUUUAUUACUUAAUUUAAAUAUACAAGUCCAUCCAUGAAGCAUAUCACUGAACAUUGAUCGGUAUAGACCCAUAAUUUACCAUGCCAGAAAUAUUUUUGGUUGUUUUAUAAAUCAGAUUGUUAGGACAAUGACUGCUUCAUUUCUCAAAAUAUCUGAUGGUUGUUUGGUGUUGUGUAAAAUAAAAAGAAAGUUUAUUUAUCUUUUUUAGUUGCUGCUUCCACCGAAAAAUGCACUUCACAAACAAAGAACACAGUUCCUAAAUUGCCAGUAAGUUAAUAGUUAUAUUGCCAAGAUAGCUUAAUUCUGUUCAGUUCUAUUUACUCAGGUCUGGUGAUGCACUCAGCCUAUCACUGCCCACUCGUUUCAAGUAACAGUAUGUGCCAUUACUCACAGUGGAUGGCCUCGUAGCCUAUCACUGGCUGCCAAGGCAAAUCUUUCUGAUCACUGCUACAGCUGGAGACAGGCUUAUGCCUCCCAGAGGCAACUUCAGGGUUUUACUGAUCAAACAAGGUUUAGCCAUGUAAGGUAAGACAGGGCCCAAUGACUCCAGCUCCCCAAUGACUUAUUUUGGAUGAACUUGUGAACCUUUGGGGACAGUAAUCGCCCUGGAAUGGUCCUUUAAUUUCACUCGCUUGUUUCACCAUAAGGUACAAGCUCCAGUACACCAUAAACUACAAGCAUGGACAACAGCAUAGCAACUGAACUAACUCCCGGAGUCCGUUAAUAGAUCAGAUAAAAUAAUCAUAGGCCACAUUCUGAUUACUGCUACAUCCUGUUUACCUAGACAUUGGAAGUCCCAAAAUGUGCCAUCUCUCAGAAGUUUUUAAUUUGAUUCUAGAAAACAAGGCACACGAAUUAUCGCAUAGAGCUAAUAUGCAUGGUUACCCAAUAUUAAAAUAUAAUUGGGAUAAAUGGGAAGAAAAAAUCAAAACAGUUUAUGGUCUUUGAUAUGUUUAUUGUUAAAGUGCAUUGAUGUACAAAAUUUUUGCCAUAUACAUUGUUAUGCCUAUUUCAAUGAUGGAUGGAUGCCCAUUUCCAAGUUCCCCUUCCUUUCCUACCCCUAAUACAAUGUUUGUAUUAUUAUUAUUACUUGUUAUACAAAAUUUUUAAACUUUUUAAUAAAAAUUAUUUGAAAAAAAAUAAUAUAUAUAUAUAUAUAUAUAUAUAUAUAUAUAUAUAUAAGGAUAUGUAGACACAAAUAACGUGUCCAUUUAUCUGUGCAGGAGAAAAAUAUUUAUAAAUCUCAAUGCAUACUUCAGUAUAUAGAAAGAGAAGACAGGUCAUUUGCUGCACACUUAUUCUCUCCAUUUUUUUCUUUUUGUUGGCAGAUCAGUAAUCCAAGUAAACCAACCGCUAUGGUGAAAAACGGGCAGAAACUAUGGUGUGAUGUUGGGAUCUUCCAAACAAAUAGUGCUGUAGUCACUCACUUCUUUUUGCUGUCAGAUGGCAAACAGGGUACUUCAAGCAAGGUAUCAUUCCAUGACAUAAUGAUUCUUUUCAUUAACAGCAUACUCACCUGUGGGUUAUUUGAUUAUAUAAUAUUUAACUUAUUCUGUUUAGAUGAUCACCUAUAAGAAAAAACUGGCAAUGAAAGAAUAUUUUUAGCAUGUAAAUACAAGACUAAUCUUUAACUGCAGGUGUCUCCUUCAUUUGUUUUGUAAAUCAAUCAUUUAUUUUAAAAUGGCUAGUGUCUGAAAGAAUGCACAUACAAUUUGUAUAAAAAUGCUUUUUUUUUUUUUGUAGAAUUCAUUGUAUACAUAUGUGUGUGUGUGUGUGUGUGUGUAUAUAUAUAUAUAUAUACACACACACACAUAUUAUCAUUAUUUUUUUUUAUUAUUAUUAUUUUUUUUAUUUCUCGUCAUUGUCUAGAUUGGUGACCCAGAUAUAACUGACUGCACACUAUUAAAAAAACACGAAUUACUGCCGGGAAGCAGUUAUCGAUUCAGAGUGGCAGCAAUCAAUGGCCUUGGAAUAGGACCUUUCAGUAAAAUCGGUGAAUUUAAGACUUGCAUACCUGGCUUUCCUGGAGCUCCUUCCUCCGUCAAAAUAACAAAGGUAAGAUUAUUAUCAUUCAGACAGACAAUGAAAGAAAUAUAAAAUACAAGGAGAAAGCAGUGAAAGAGAUGUGAGUCUGGUGGCAAAAAAAAUAUGCAUUUCACGUACCCUUGUCUAAAUUCCGUUUCAUUUUCAUCUAUUUAGAUAAAUUUUUAGGCUUUUAAAAAUGUGCAAAGCUGCCAUAUUUCACGGGGGAGUUAUAAGCUUGGUGCCCCAGAUACUUGUGAACUAGAGUUCUGGAUUACAAACAUCUGGGCUGGCAUCACCGCUAUUUCCAUAAAUUGCUUUACUUAGCCCACACCUGGGGUUUCAUGGUCUAAGACAGCAAAUCAAUGGGGACUACAUUUGGAACGGUUUUGUGAUCAAUUUACUGCAACAAAUUGCAUGUGGAUGCAUGUUUAGGGCCAUAAUGUAUGCAGAGAGUGCCGUUGGGGUUUAUUUAUUAAAUUGCACAUUUUAGGGCAAAACCAUCAAUCCACUGGAUCUUUUUGGCUUCAGUUUUACAUUUUACUUUUUAUAUAGUUACAUUGUAAUAAAGGCUGAAAAAGGACUGUACUCAGUUUGUCUCACUAUUUCACACAUCUGUUUUUCUUGUUGUUCAAAAAAGGGGCAAAUAAUCUUAGAAUCCUAAAAAAAUAAUCCCGGCACACAAGUUAGAAGGUAAAGAACUGGAUGAUACAAGCCUCUUUUUUGGAAAUUCAAACAGAGUUUCCAGAAUCACCACAUCUCGCAUGUUUCUGAGGCAUUUUCCAUUUGCUCUCUUGACUCUUGAAAAGGCAAUUCCAAAUUAUCAGGCUUCUAACAUGCACGUUAACUGUUACAUCCCUUACUAUUCUUUUUAGGCUUACCGGUAGUUGUAUCUUCUCAACCUCCUUUUUAUUUACUAUGCUCUGUAUCUCUAAUCCAAAGGGGUAUUAAUUUGUUAGUUCCUUACUUUGAAAAUAACUUCAUUAAUUAAUAGACAUUAUUAUUAUUAUUUAUAAAAUUCUAACAUCUUCCACAAAGCUAUAUUAUUAUUAUUGCUGUUUAUAUAGCGCCAACAGAUUCCGUAGCGCUUUACAAUAUUAUGAGAGGGGGGAUGUAACUAUAAAUAGGACAAUUACAAGAAAACGUACAGGAAGAAUAGGUUGAAGAGGACCCUGCUCAAACAAGCUUACAGUCUAUACAAUUGAUCUAUUCAAGCAGCUCAGAUACCCUAAACUUACGCUGCUUCAAUCUUUUCCUCUUUUCUUCAUCACUCUUAAUCUGGCAAAGUAGAGACCAAUUUGUCAUAUAUGUUUUUCAUUCACUGGAUAAAAGGCUGCGCUACCUCUGUCUGUUUUUUUCCACUUCCUCUAGCCAUCACUAGCACGAGGGGGAAGGGGGGUGUCUGUGUCUAUGUCUAUCAAUGGUGAAGAGCCUCGUAUAUGAAAACCAGAAUGCCAUGGACUUCCAUUUAGGGAUCGAUGCUUUAACCUGAGCCCUUAUUGCAGAGCUGGGGGAGUCCCAAAUGAAUGACGAACAUACAGGUUCAUAAACAACUGCCCACAAUUUAAUGCUUAGCAACAUAUUAAUGUGUAUUCAUGUAGGGAUGUAAUGUAACUUUGUACCAAUCAAAAGUUAACACAUUUUUAAAGCACUACAUUUUGGGGGCCAUAAAUCCAUCCCAUCAUUCCCUAACUGGCAUUACUUUAUCUUUGUUAGAAGCUUGUGAUUUCUGUUUUUUUCUGCAUAGCCAAAAAUUUGAUUGCUGGGAAAAACGAAAGUAUGAACAAUGCGUUUGAAAUGUUAGUAAAUUCUAAAACACAGAAAGGGACAAUCGCCUAAACAUGGUUAUAUCAAAAGGUAAAAUAUAUUAAUCCCAUUAGUGUGUAAAAUGCAAUUUUUAUUUUUUUUAUGUAUGUCACAGACGGCAGAUUGUAUCCAUAUAUCCUGGGAGACUCCUUCCUCGCCCACUGGGAAUAUUUUAGAAUAUUCUGCUUACUUAGCCAUACGCACAGCACAGCUUCCAGAGGCCCUGAAUCAGCUUGUCUUCAUGAAGAUUUACUGUGGUCUCCAAACUUCUUGUACUGUAACUGCCACGCAGCUAGCAAACGCUCAUGUCGAUUGCACCUCCAGGCCUGCUGUUGUGUUCCGGAUUUCUGCAAAGAAUGAAAAAGGCUACGGACCAGCUACACAAGUUAGAUGGUUACAAGGUAGGUAAUGUAGAAUGACAUUUUAUUCUGAAUGCUUGAGAUCUAAUAAAACUUAUAGUAUAAAGGAAUCUACUAUCCCUGAGAAAAUAACAUAAAUAGUUCGCCAGCAAAUGCCUGGAUUCCAGCAAGUGACCGUUAUUCUUUUGGACCUAGAAUAUGUGUCUCUAAGGACAACAGUCAUAAGUUUUUGUUUUUUUUAAUUAUUGAAAUGGAAAGAUUACAUGUAUUGUUUUGUAAUACACAUAACUAUUGUUGUACAGUUAUUAUUUGGGCAAUCAAUUCUUUCAAGAUGUACUGCAAAAAAAGAAACCAAGGACAAAUAUAAUCCCACACCUGGCCACAAAAGUUGAGUAAUGAAAAAGAAAGUAAUAAAAUUAUCAAAUAAUCCAAAUAAAUUGCCGAAGUUCUGUCAGUGUAGUUAUUAGCAAGGACAAGAAGAGCACAAAGUAUGAGGAUGUGAUUAAAUAAGGAAGCAAAAUGAAAUGUGGGAAAAAGAAGGGACACGUGUCAAAGACACCCGUGCCACCAGCCCCGGCAUGGUGUUGGUUUACUCCUGUGCCAUCACCUUGAUACACUGAGCUAUUAAGAGUCACCAACAGGAGCCCUAGCAUCUGAAUAGUUUUGCUGCAUAGGCCAGCCAGGGUCUCAAAGUGUCUACAUACUUAGCUCAACAAUCUAAUAAAGCAGUAGUAAGCGCCUCCAUGGCUCGAAUUUUUUCAGACCACAUUAGCUAUUUCAUACUUACAUUAGCUAUUGCAUAUGUAUUCUUUCAUAAAAAGGUUUCAUGAAGGUACACCAGCUGUCCAUUACCUGCAUACUCCGGGGUCAGAAAAUAUGUGCUUCUGAUUAGAGAGGACUUGAAGUUGGCUGGACCACGGAGCAAGGCUAAGCCAAGAGAUUUAGAAAUGUAUGUGUGCAUUGCAAAUGUGUAAGCACAAAAGCUAUAAUGCAUGCAAUCUUUUAUUUUACAAAAAUAAAAACACGUUCCUUUAAGAUGUUCUAUUUCCUAUUAUCGUCAUAAGGUCUACAAGUCUGACUACCGUCUCUCACAGGACUGCUCAUACUGCAUUACAGUCAGUGCUCCCAUGCAGUCUUUUAAAGGUGUCCUGAAGCGAUGGUGACCACAUUAUUUUGCAGAAUAAUGCCUUUUCCUAUUUGUCUGAAGGAAACAAACUAGCUUUCCAAAUCCAAAAUUGUAUAGAAAUAAUCCAAAACAAUAUAUUUAUUGCACAUUUUGUAACCACUUUUAAUUUUGUAGACCAUUUCUGUGUUUCCAUGUUUUGCGUUUGAUUAAUUUGGCAAUGAUAUGGUUUACUUCAAACCUGUUCAUGUCAUGGGAUCUAGACAAUGUUGGUUUUUAAAAAAAAAUUAGAAUUUGUGUUCACAGUUGUUUGCAGGUUAACAUUUUAUUAACGUUUUGAAGAAAUCUACAAAUGCACACCUCCCAACAUUUCAAGUGGACAAAGAGGGACACUUUAUUUUUUAGGGGUGUGAGUGUGGCUGUUCUGUUAGGUGAUUUACUAGUAACAAUUUGUCCAACAAAAAUGUAAUUUAGAGAAAUGUACUUUAUGUGCAUAGACUGAUUUAACACAUUUAUUUUAGUUAAACACACCUAGUGUUUUAUUGCUUUGGAGCUCUGUUAAACACACCAACAAUAUAACGUUAUUAAAUAGGAUCAUUGGCAGGUAUGCAGAGGGGUGUUUUCCUUGUUUCAUCAUGUGACCCCAAACCAUUGGCCUUUUAUAUUGAAACAAAGUUGUUGGAUCUAGUCUGCUGCUUGACUUGCAGUCCUGGAGUCUGCAAAAAAUGCAUGUGCAAUUCUUAAUUUCUGUGAUGGUUAUUACACACCACAAACCUCUUGGCCUAUUCUUAUCAGGCCCAUCACAUUAAUGGGCGAACCUGCUAAUAGAAUAUAAAUUGCCUCUUAGAACAAUUAUUAAACGCUAUAGCACAAUAAUUGUAAAAAAAGUUUUCUUUUGGUGGGUGUUCUGUAUUUUUUUUAUACAUAAUUUUUAAUGCUGUUAAUUAAAUUUUAGAUUCAUCCAAAAAUAAAAAGGAAAUGAAGAAUACAGAAAAACAAUAUGUGCCAACAUCACAAAGGUACUUCCUGACACUAAUCAACAGGCUAUUCACCCCUGUCUGUAGAUCAUACUCUGAUGUUUCAGUCUCAAUAGACGUUUAAUACACAUGACAAAAUAAAGUACUCACUGUUUUUUUUUCAUAAUAAUGACCUUUUGCUCUUAAAGCGGCUCUAUCACAAGGCAACUUUUUUUUUUUUUUGCCACCACAUUCCACCACGUUCCAGUAGUCCCACCACAUUUUUUUGUUGUUUUGUUUGGUUAUGAAAUUUGCCCUUUUUGACCUUUUCCUUAAUUCAAAUCACUGCCAUCUUGAGGAUCCCAGCGGUGACAUUUACUCUUGCCUUCAUUUUCCCAUAUCUCCUUCUUGGACAAGAGAUAUCAAAUGAAUCGGGGAUGAACGUAACGGCCAGGUGAAUAUUGAAGGAAGAUGGGACCUAAUAAGUGGAGGUGGCCUUCAGCUCCACCAUUUGUCAAAUUUAGAAAAAAAAAUACACAACACAAGGUAUCCCUACUACAGAAACUAAGGGAAAAAAAGUACUGAUUAGGGAGAGAAGAUGAAAGAAUUAGAGAAAGGUGAGUUUGAGGUGUCAGAGCCGUGUUAACAUGGUCACAUUAAAGGCGUUGACGCUGGCGGCUAUCUGUCUAUCACAUAUUUUUUUUCCUUUUCCAGUGAACCGCUGUACUGUAGUUAGUAUGGAUUUUUACAGUCAUUCUGACUCUCGCAUCAUAUCAGUUAUUUAUCUGUUUUUGCUCCUGUCUUAAUUAUCCAUUACACUUUAGUUGAAAACAUAGCUUUUUUUUUUUUUUUUUUUAUUUAUUGGGGUUACCUUAACAUUUGACACUGGGCUAACAAACCAUAGGCCAAAUUAUUCCUCAGACACAACAAUGUUUCACAUUGCCAGAGACAAGGGACAGGUUCUGUGUACUUAAGGGCACAGUAUAGGCAUCAUAACAACUUCAUCUGAAUCGUAUCUUCAGGAGUUUUUGAGUGGUUUAACCCCGAAGUUGCCUCCAGCACCGGUUUCCCCGGUAGCAUAUGGCUUCUCAAAUUUCACUUACAGGAAGCGUGGAGUGCCACCCGGCAAGGGCAACACCAAUCAGUGACUCCCUAUUCACAAAACGGUCUUGGAAAAGGUUUCUAUCCAAGCCAGUUUAUUGAAUGGGAAGUCACUGAUUGGCUGAGAGUGUCAGCUGGCUGCUCUCAGCUAAUCAACGGUGCCCCUGUCUGGCGGCACUCUGUGCUUCCUGUAAGGGAAAUAUCAGAAACAGGGAGGAGCUGAGACCGGCACUGGAGGCAACUUCUGGGUUCAACCGUUCAAAACGCAAAGAAGGAGAGACAUGCAGAAUUUAAACAUGGAGUACUACAUUGAUUUCUUGUAUAAACAGAUUUGAUUUGAGGGGUCAUUUAGAUAUAGUUUCUGUUUUUAAAUUGUUUUAUCCCAACUCUGUACUAAUGGCACUAACAAUAUAUAUAUAUAUAUAUCCAAGCAUUGGAAAGAUAUAAAAGUGGGAUGGGGUAGGAGGCCAGUAGAGGGUGCAUCAUUGACACAUUUAGCAUCACUAAUAAUGGGUAGAUCAGUAGCGGAAGUGUGAAUGCAAAUCAGGCUGACUGGCUCUGUGGGUAAGGCAGUUUGCUCAGCACAAGCAUUUCUGGUGAUGUGCUCUCAUUUUUAGAGGACAUGUUCUUGGUCUUCAGAAACAGGACACAUGACUCCAAAAGCAGGGUAGGACUCUGCAAUGGGGACUAUCCCUCCCAAGGAGGAUCAACUAAAAAGUAAGAUAAAAACAAUAUUGGUGUUUAUGGUAAUUAAAGCAUUUAAGGUUUUUCAAUACAACGUUGAACAAAAAAGAAAAAUAAUUAAAAGCAUAAAAAAAGUUGAAACAUUAUUUGAAUAAAUAUGUUGAAUGUGCAGACUGGGUUUAUUCACUAAACUGCACCUUUUUUUUUAAAUUUUUACUAAAAUUAGUCAAUUCUUCACAAUUUGCUGUUGAGCAAAUUACCCAAGGAUCCACUCUUUUCUUAUUUUAGCAAACUGUAUAUUUAUGUCUCUUUGAUUAUACUGUUACUAAUGCCAUCAUCACAAGUUCUCCUCUUGGCAUCCUAUGUCUCUUUUUCGAAUGCCAGGAGGACUGUUUUACCUAACUGUUUGGCUUCUGAGUCUACUGUUCAUGUCCUAAUGUUGAUCCAGUCCUGUUUACGGAUUUUAAGUACUGUCCCUUUACUGCUUUCAUGUCUCUUUCACAGGAGUGUUUCAUCGUAACAGAGUUUUCAUAAAAAUAAUAAACUAUCAUCAUGUUUUACAGCAGAGAAAACAUGAAGUUCAAAUUGGAGAGCCCAUGACCAGAAGAGAAAUCCCAGAAUCAAACAGAUGUUUGCCAAACUGCAAGGAAUCCUUUCCCCACUCUGGAAAUGGAGCUAUAUGUUUCACUUUUUUGUAAUUUUUUUUUCUUUUUUUUUUAAAUCUCAAAAUGUUUAUUUUUGCAUUAUGCUUGUUAUAAGUCUUAUUGAAUUGAUAUACGUAUAUAAAUGACUAUAUAUCUUUUUUUUUUUUGUUAAAAUAUAAUCAUGCGUAAUGUACUCAGGUGGGAUUACAUGGUGCAGUUUCUGUUUAUAAGAAGCUGAAUUUUUGCUUCCCUCUUUUUAUUUAUUUAAAAAAAAAAACACCACUUACCUGUACUAUUGAGUAUUUGGUUUUAAGCAAUAAUGUGGUGCAAAGGGAACGGAGGGAUUUUAAAAUAGUGCAAUAUUAAGACAAGUAGCACUUCCCAAUAUUAAGGGGUAUCGUGCCAGUCUUUCAUGAUGAGAUUAUUGGGGUAUAAUGAAAUAGAGUAUCACCUAAACUAUUUUCUUUGUAUACUUUUAUACAAGAAAUAAUCUAUAAAGCAAAGCACUUUUAAAAGAGCCAUUUUUUUUAGACAUAGAAAAAAAAGAAACCCCUUAAUGUAAUAUGCAGAGACGAGGAGUGUCCUUAUACAAAGCUAGAAAUCUCAAGCUGAACCAGUUGGGAAAAUAUAUAGCUUGCAACAUGCAAAGUUAGUUCCAUUCAUUGAGCCAUAUUGCUUUAGUUAUGCUAGUAUGUGUAUAAUCAGCAUGCUUAUUUAUUAUAUUUUUUGAUAUCUUAUUGGAAGGAACUUGUAACAGAUAGGAAGGGUUCAAAGAAAAUAGUUACUUGUACAAAAUUAUACAUGUUUAUUUUUUUAUUGUGCAAUUAGAUUUUUUUGAUUUUUUUUUUUUUAAAGACUGCUUUGUGGGCUAUAAUCCAUGUGAGUGAAUAAAUGUUCAUUGGGUAUACGUGUCUUUUGGUAGAGAAGCCUACAGUGUGGAUUGAAAUGUCAGUGCUUGGAUUGGUCAAGUUAAUAUUUAUAUUUAGUGCUUUGCUAUAUUUUUUGUAAUAGGUAUUUAAGGGGUACAUUUCAUUUGGUCUAGGCAUCCCUGCUCCUUGACUUCCAAAUAUAGGUCGGAUUUAUUAACCAGAGUAGAUCUGUGGAAUUGAAUAGUCUGUUAUAUAACAGUCAGGUUAGCUGAUGAUGCUAUAACUUAAAGGGUCACUCUAAGUACCAUAACAAAUUCAGUUCUAUCCAGAUUGGACACCUGCUAGUGAAAUACAAAAUCCUGUCCAGAAUUGAGUGGGAAUUCCAUGCUUUAGAAUGAUAUAUUUACAAUGCAGGUUUUUCAAAUUGCCUUAAAAAAACGUUGAUCCAUAUACAGGAUUAAACAAAUAUAAUAGGACAACUAAUGUGAUUUACAGAUUGCUGUAGAAUUGCUCUUAAAGGACCACUCUAGGCACCCAGACCACUUCAGCUUAAUGAGGUGGUCUGGGUGCCAGAUCCAGCUAGGGUUAACCCAUUUUUUUUUAUAAACAUAGCAGUUUCAGAGAAACUGCUAUGUUUAUGAAUGGGUUAAGCCUUCCCCCAAAGCCUCUAGCGGCUGUCUCAUUGACAGCCGCUAGAGGCGCUUGCGUGCUUAUCACAGUGAGAGCACGCAAGCGUCCAUAGGAAAGCAUUGUUGAAUGCGCGCACAGCUCUUGCCACGCAUGCGCAUUCAGCCGAAGGGGAGGAGUAGAGGCGGAGAGGAGGAGGAGAGCUCCCCGCCCAGCGCUGGAAAAAGGUAAGUGUUACCACUUUUCCCCUUUCCAGAGCUGGGCGGGAGGGGGUCCCUGAGGGUGGGGGCACCCUCAGGGCGGGGGCACCCUCAGGGCACUAUAGUGCCAGGAAAACGAGUAUGUUUUCUUGGCACUAUAGUGGUCCUUUAAUGCAUUACCCAUAGGAAUCCAGAAUCAUCAUGUAUUUCACUUCCCAAACAAACUUUAAAGCCAAUGUAAGUGAAAUACAAUAUCAAACAAAUCUUAAAUGUAGGAAUUUUGCUCACAUCUUAGAAAAUAAUAAUAAGUCAAGUAAUACAAGUUCAAGCAAUGCAUUUUUAAAGAAAUCUAUUUUCUGGUAUAACUCCCUGUAUAUUUCAGCGAUGAGUUCCUUUUUAGCAUAAGAAGUAUAGUAUAAAAUCUGUUUUCAUAAAUCUUUAGACAUGAUGUAACCAAUGUGCUUUACUUGAAAUGAUUGUCAUAUUUCGAAUGAGUAGCUUACUUUUUAAAGACAGACCUGGGAAACGUCUAAGUUAUUUUUGCAAUAUUUUUCACGGACAAUGAUAUAUAUUUUGAAGUGCACUAAUGGUAGUAGAUACUCUUCAUAGCAGGCAGUGUGUUGUAGCUGUAUAGUGCUAUUGAUGGUAUUGUAAUAGCAAUUAUACUAUUUUGUGAUAAAUAGGAGUGUUGCAGGGUUAUACAGUAAAGUGAAAGGAAAAUUAGUGGUGCUGAAUGCCAGUCUUUAAAUACCUUUUUGAUAUGAAAUGAAUCUACAAAUGGCACAUGCAGAUCAGCCGUUGCUAGGUGGGUUUUGACAAUUUGUUGACCUCUGUUUGUGGAAGUGUAUGAUACACUGAAGCCAUCAUGUAUCAUUUUUUGGGUUUUGGGAAACAAUGACUAUCACUUAAUAUAUAAGGCAAGUGGACUUGAACUUCAUAUAUAACCAUAAAAUGUUGUAAUGCGGAGUCGUGACAGCUAGCUGUGCAACAGAGUAUUAACUAAAGGCUGACUGAGUAUCACAGCAAAUGUAGGUAACAUACAAGAUUGUGCCAAGAUCAGCCUUCACUAAUUUGUGGUGUUCAUGCCCAUCCUUUGUACUUGUCGUGAUGUAUCUGCAGAAAGGAACAAGUGCCUAGGUACUUUUGCCAUAGAUUCAGUGUUGGCGUUAUUUUUAAUUAUUGUAGUUUGCUACUUUGCAAAACUAAAAGCAGUUUGGUGUUGAUGACGUUUUGUAGAGUUCAUUGUUAAAGGAACAGUCCAAGCACCAUAAUAACCUCUAUAACCCACUGUAGUGGCUACAUCAACAGGCGUGUUCUGGCACCUUUCCAGAGUAAUUUGUCAGGAGAAGCCAGAUGUCUCCCCUGGGCAAUGCAUGGCUAACAGGGCCGCACUUAUCAGAGCAGCCCCGCUUAGUUGAGUCGAGUUGGAAACCGCGCUAUGCAUGCCCAGGAGAACAUAGCUAUGUUGUCAGGCUGUUUUGACAUAUCACUCUUUAAGGAAGAUAGCGUACUCUUUGCACCACAACCAUUACAGCAAACUGUUAUCGUCAUGGAACUUGGAGUGUUCUUGUAGGAUCAGGAGGCAAGUUAUUACAUAACAAGUGAAUGUGCGGUUUGUGGAUUUAUAAUAUGACAUGGUUACUUAUUAAAGUGUAACAUUUCUGGAGUUUAAAGUGAACUUUAAAGGUUAGGCCAAAAUAACUGAAUCAGAAACCCUUUCUAAGCUGUUUUCAGUGUGGUUAUUUCGGUCUUAAAUUCUAAAUUAAGUCUGAAUUCUUGAGCAGUCGUACUUUAGUGGAUAACCCUGUUAGUGUAAAAAGGUUUGAAAUUAUUGAUUCAACUUUUUCUUUUACUGACCAGAUUUUUUUUUUACAUAUGACUUUCUGCAGUUAUUGUAAAUAAUAUUCUGAGUCUAAAUGAAGCAUGUGCUUAGGUUAAUGUAAUUGUUUAAUAACCUUUUGUGUAAAUUGAAAUAUAAGUAGGAAGACUGCCCUGUGCUCAAGCAAUAGUAUGUUAUAAUGUGGCCUCUUAAUAUUUUGCAUUUGAAUUUGUAAUGGAUACCUUAGCUGGAGUAUAUAUUCUUGUGAGUGUUUGGUUACUAUAUAAAUAUAUAUAUAUAAAAUACAUAUAUUUUACAAUGGCACAGAGUGCACUUAAUUUUUUUAAAUUAGGCAUUUUUCUUUGUUACCGAAAGAUUAUUUUUAUGCUGAGGAAUUCUAAGCAACCUAAAUCAUGUGUAUGCAGCAAUGUUUUCUUUGUACAGUUUACAUGCAGUCUAGAAGUAUCCCAAGAAAUGAAUUAUGGGAAUAGGUGAAAGGGAUUAUGGAUUGUAACUAACCAGCUAGAUUUUCAAGAAAUGUUUGAGCUGGGAAAUCCCUUAGCACUUGGUGUGUUAGUUUUACCAGAUACCAGCAACUACCUGCUGUUGGUACAGACAUACAUAAUCAUUUGACGGAAACCCAUUAACUGUAAUAUAGCCAAUGGGUAAGAGUUUAUCAAUGUAUCGAGACUUGGUAUUGGUUUUCUUCUAAAGAAGUAUGGGGAUAUGCAGACUGACCUGUUCUUGGCAGAGUUGAUAUCAAAUUCUAUUCCUUUUAUGCUAAGGAUUGUAGGCAUUUUGGUACUGAACUGUAAUUUGUUUCUAGGCUUGUGUAAUGCUGCCUUAUGGUUAGGAGCUCCAGUAUGGAGAUAAAUGAUUGGAUGUGCAAUGGUUUGCCUUCAAGCUAGUUUGCCAUUAAAGGAAUACUCCUAGCACCAUAACCACUGCAGCUGUCCGUAGUGGUAAUAGCGCCAAGAUUGCCCUGGUAACUCCCAGAGUAACACGUCAAACCAAGAAGGGUUUGACAAAGUAUCUGAGUCAACCAUUGCUCACUCCACAAGAUAUUACUCUUGAGCUAAGCACAGCCUAAUAAAUCGCUCAAUGGCUGAGAGCACUCUUCCAAUGAGGGCAGCCCUGCAUAGGUCAGUGGAGAUAACUGGAUUCCAUCUGCAGGAGAAGUCAAGGACAGGCUGUGUGACUGCAGACACUCGGGUAAUUUCCAAACUGUUAUUAAAUAGUUUGCCAAACUGUGGUGGGAGUUUGCCAGGGGACUUUUGGCACCUUAACAACUACAGCAGGCUGUAGUGGUUAUUGUGCUUGGGGCGUUCCUUUAAAAAGAGUUACUGACCUAAAGCAUGUGAGCACCUUACUCAACCCGUUUUAAUAUAGUAUUGAAUAAUAAUUGGAGGAGACGUUGCUUUUAAUUAACAAAGAUUGCAGUCGUGCAUCAUGUAAUGAAAAUAAAAUUGCAAUCUAAAACCCAUAUCCAAUUAUAGCAAAAAGAGUACGAUAUUUUUAUUUUUGUAACAAAGACAUAUUGGAGGAGUUUGAUAAAAUGGUCAGUAAUCAAAAAGUGAUGUUAGUGGUUUCUAUGGUGAUUUUAGAACAUUUCAAAUUUAUAAAUCAUCCAUGUUUUAAUAGUUAUGGUGAUAAAAUCAGAGCAUGGAAUGGUGAUAAAAUCAGAGCAUGGAAUGGUGAUAAAAUCAGAGCAUGGAAUGGUGAAAAAUCUGUUUCCUUUUUUUGUGUAGUUUAGUAUAGAAACGUACAAUUCUUUAACUAUACACUAAAACUAUAUUUUUGAUUGUUAAAAGACGCAAAGUAAAUUCUGUCUUCGUAAUGCUUAAGAAAAUGUAAAAGUAAUCUUAAAAAAUAAUCCAAUGUUUCAUUUAGUGUCAGGAAAAAAUGGAAAGAAUACAAAUUGGCUUAUUACCCGAAAGUUUGAACGGAGGAGCAUUGCUGUAUUAGUGUGCAAGAUUAAAAUAACGUGAUUUAUUUUAUUUUUUUCUAUUUAACCUUUUAGGUUGUCAGAUAAUUGAGUAGUAUUUGCUUAAAACAUCAUUGUGAUUUGGAAAUUAUAUAUUGUCUCCAGAAAAACUUUCCAUUUAAAUGUGAGUUUAGCCACAGAAGAUGUACCUGGAUUCCAAUCAUAAACAUUCAGUGGGUAUGUUUUUUAAACUAAGUACUUGACAUUCAUUUGUAAGAAAAUUGCACAUUUUGAGAGCAAAAAAAAGUAAAAUUGGAAAAAAUCUCCCAACUCUGUUUAGUAUUUUUAAAAUAUUUAGUUCCUUUUUUCAAGUCUUUUAAAGCGCACAUUUAAACAAUGCUUUUUGAAUAUAUUCACUUAUGCCUAAUUUUAUUACUGGUUCUUUCUCACAGCUGUAGUAUUGUGAGUGAAUGCAUGCAUUUAAAUGGACCUUAUAAUCUAAACAGUAUUUAUAAUUUUAUUGUAAUGAAUUAUAAAAAAAAAUCAAUGGACUCUGAUUUCCUUCCAUUUAAAACCAUGUGACACUGUAUGCAAAUAAACUAUAGUGUAUAAUUGUUCAUUGUCUUGUGUAUAUUUGAUCAAAAUGCUGCAAGUACAAUCUGUACCAUCUCAUGCUCAAAAUUUCCAUUUGCCUGCUGAUCUUUUGCAAGUGAAAAAUC
This is a messenger RNA of Pelobates cultripes (western spadefoot toad), 33605 nucleotides long. The record is from the annotation of a GenBank genome assembly. Lineage: Eukaryota; Metazoa; Chordata; Amphibia; Anura; Pelobatidae.